GGAGCGGCCGGUUCCACCUCCUCCUCCCAGCAGCCACACCGUUUCGCUGAGAGCUUUUCUUCUCAGCAGCAGCAGCGGGAUCUUCUGACUGCACACACCGGACACUGAUUACGUUAAAGAGCCUCUCACGGCUGGACGAACACGGACUGUUUCCUGGCUCGUUUAUCCCUCCUCACCUCUUUGAUUUGGGCCUUUUUUCCUUUCACCGGUUUUGUUUUUUGUUUUCCGAACCUGUGACAGUUUGUCCGUGGCGCACCGAGGUUUGCUGUGCUGACAUGGUAGAUUAUCACGCUGCCAACAACCAAUCUGCCGGCGGGGUACAAACAUACAUGGAGCAGGAGAACGACUGGGACCGGGACCUUCUGCUGGACCCGGCCUGGGAGAAACAGCAGAGGAAGACGUUCACGGCCUGGUGCAACUCCCACCUGCGGAAAGCCGGCACGCAGAUCGAUAACAUCGAGGAGGACUUCAGAGAUGGGCUCAAACUCAUGCUGCUGCUGGAGGUCAUCUCAGGCGAGCGGUUACCAAAGCCGGAGCGAGGCAAGAUGAGGGUGCACAAGAUCAACAACGUGAACAAAGCUCUGGACUUCAUCGCCAGCAAGGGAGUCAAGCUGGUGUCUAUUGGAGCAGAGGAAAUCGUUGAUGGAAACGCCAAGAUGACCCUGGGAAUGAUCUGGACCAUCAUUCUCCGCUUUGCCAUCCAGGACAUCUCUGUUGAAGAGACCUCUGCCAAGGAGGGUCUCCUCCUGUGGUGCCAGAGAAAGACGGCUCCAUACAAGAACGUGAAUGUUCAGAACUUCCACAUCAGCUGGAAGGACGGUCUCGCCUUCAACGCUCUGAUCCACAGACACAGACCCGAUCUCAUCGACUAUGAUAGCCUCAGAAAGGAUGAUCCCGUAACUAAUCUGAACAAUGCCUUCGAGGUGGCUGAGAAGCACCUGGACAUCCCCAAAAUGUUGGACGCUGAAGACAUUGUGAACACUGCUCGUCCAGAUGAGAAAGCCAUAAUGACUUAUGUGUCCAGUUUCUACCAUGCAUUCUCUGGAGCACAGAAGGCCGAGACAGCCGCCAAUCGUAUCUGCAAGGUGCUGGCUGUCAACCAGGAGAAUGAACAAAUGAUGGAGGACUACGAGAAGCUUGCCAGUGAUCUGCUAGAGUGGAUUCGUCGGACAAUCCCUUGGCUGGAGAACAGAACCCAGGAGAAGACUGUAAAAGACUUGCAGGCCAAACAGGAGGACUUCAGAGACUACCGCACAGUGCACAAGCCACCAAAGGUCCAAGAGAAGUGUCAGCUGGAGAUCAGCUUCAACACUCUGCAGACAAAACUAAGACUGAGCAACAGACCUGCCUUCAUGCCGUCAGAAGGACGCAUGGUGUCUGAUAUAAACCUAGCGUGGCUCUCCCUGGAGGGAGCAGAGAAGGGCUACGAGGAGUGGAUCCUCAGCGAGAUCAGGCGUCUGGAGAGACUGGAGCAUCUGGCUGAGAAGUUCCACCAGAAGGCCGCCAUCCAUGAAUCCUGGACCGACGGCAAGGAGGCCAUGCUGACCCAGAAAGACUACGAGACCUCUACUCUGUCGGAAGUGAAGGCGUUGCUACGGAAACACGAGGCCUUCGAGAGCGACCUGGCGGCCCACCAGGACCGGGUGGAGCAGAUCGCCGCCAUCGCGCAGGAGCUGAAUGAACUGGACUAUUACGAUGCCGCCAGCGUCAACGCUCGCUGCCAGAAGAUCUGUGAACAGUGGGACUCUUUGGGAUCCCUGACCCAGAGGCGCAAAGAGUCACUGGAGAGAACAGAGAAGCAGCUGGAAACGAUAGAUGAGCUCUACCUGGAGUACGCCAAGAGAGCAGCGCCUUUUAACAACUGGAUGGAGGGAGCCAUGGAGGACCUACAGGACAUGUUCAUAGUUCACAAUAUCGAGGAGAUCCAGGGUCUGAUCACAGCCCACGAGCAGUUCAAGUCCACCCUGCCUGAGGCCAACAAGGAGCGCGAGGCUAUCCAGGCCAUCCAGGCUGAGGUGCAGAAGAUCGCCCAGAGCAACGGCAUCAAGCUGAGCGGAGCAAACCCCUACACCACCAUCACACCCCAGAGCAUCGACAGCAAGUGGGAGAAGGCGAUGGCCAUGGUGCCGCAGCGAGAUAACGCCCUGCAGGACGAGCUGAACAAACAGAACUCCAACGACUCUCUGAGAGCCACGUUCGCCACUCAGGCCAACACAGUCGGCGCCUAUAUCCAGGCCAAGAUGGAGGAAAUUGGCAGGAUAUCCAUCGAGAUGAACGGCACCCUGGAAGACCAGUUGACCAACCUGAAGGAGUACCAGAAGAGCAUCUUGUCCUACAUGCCUGAAAUCAACAAGCUGGAGGGAUACCACCAGCACAUCCAGGAGGCUCUGAUCUUUGACAACCAGUACACAUCCUACACAAUGGAGCACCUUCGUGUGGGCUGGGAGCAGCUGCUUACCACCAUCGCCAGAACCAUCAACGAGGUGGAGAACCAGAUCCUGACACGUGACGCCAAGGGCAUCAGCCAGGAGCAGCUCUACGAGUACCGGGCCUCCUUCAACCACUUCGAUAAGGACCACAGCGGGGGCCUGAAGGCAGAAGAGUUCAAGGCCUGUUUGAUCAGUCUGGGCUACGAUGUGGAGAACGACAAGCAGAAGCGAUCGGGUCAGAUGGUCUCAGAUGAUUUCCGGGCUCUGCUCAUUUCUACAGGAAACAGUCUGGGCGACGCAGAGUUUAAUCGCAUCAUGGGCAUUGUAGACCCCAACAGCACCGGCACGGUAACCUUCCAGGCCUUCAUCGACUUCAUGUCCAGGGAAACGACCGACACGGACACCGCAGACCAGGUCAUCGCCUCCUUCAAGAUCCUGGCUGGUGAUAAGAACUUCAUCACGGCAGACGAGCUGAGGAGGGAGCUCCCGCCAGACCAGGCAGAGUACUGCAUCGCUCGCAUGGCCCCCUACACGGGGCCCGACGCCGUACCCGGAGCCCUGGACUACAUGUCCUUCUCCACUGCCCUGUACGGAGAGAGCGACCUGUAGAGGAGGAGAGGGAAGGAUCGGCCAGAAGAUGGAGGGUUGGAGGGGAGUGGAGCGUUUCUGUGCGGUGCCCCUGAAUGAGCCGGUUUAAAAAGCCAGAAUAUUUUUACAACUCUUAGCCUGUUGAUUUAACUGUAGGUCCUGAAGGUUUAUAUGAACAGGCACAUCCAGGGGCAGCACUACGGGUCCUUGGUUUCACCCUCUGUUUUUUGUUGUUUGUGGUGUCAAACUGGGACGGAGGGGGGGGGGGGCAGCAAUUUGGACUGGGGGGUGGGAUCACAAGCUAAUCUGAUACUUAUGCUAAUUUUGUUUAUUAUAUUAUCAUUUGUUUCUUCUUGCCAGGGGAGAUGGGAGGUGAGGGGCGGGGUUUCACGAUAGCUGGCAAAGUCUGUGUAUUAGAUCCUAGAGAUAUAUGCUUGCGGGCUGAAAUGAACCCAUAUUGUUGCUGGAUGAGGUGACCUGUCUGACCUCAGCUCUUCCCCCUCCUCCCAGCUUUACUUCUUUAUUUCCAGGAGCGGGGGGGAGGCGUGGAAAACAUUCCCAGUCACUUAGAGGCACAGGUGGCAGUUUCCCAGUGACUUUGUUUAUAAAAUAAGAAAAAAGAUCAAAUUUAAAGGGCCGGUGACACACAGAGUAGUUUGACCGGGUUCCAUCAGUGAAGAUGUUUGAUCUUCUGGUUUUUUUUUUUCCUAUUUAAGGAAGGAGAAGAAACCACUUGUGUAAAAGCAGAUUAUGUUUUCAGCCAGGUUCCUGCUCACCAAUCUGAAAACUUGGUUUAAAACUCUGAAAUUACAGGAUAUAUCUUCCCACUGUGGAGACCUCAGCAGCUGCAAAUAUGCCCUCUGUCUCUCUUUCCCCCUACCUCCACUUCCCUAAUCUGUCUCUGAAGAGGAAAACUGACUCCCAGGAGGGGAGUAGUUAUCUAAAUGUUGCCCCCAUGUUGAAAUAACCAGAAUUAUAAGCAAACACACAAACUAUGCAAUCAUGUUGUGAUGAACCUCACAGGUCUUGUUCCAGAUGAUCCGGCCGCCUCAGGAGGAUGUUUCCCGUUUUAAAUUAGAGUAAUUUCUACCAAUAAUGAGGGAGGAGGGGGAGGCGGAGGGAGGGACAGAUGAAAUGGGGGAAGGAAAAGAAGCUUUCUGUCUCUUUUUUUUUUUUUGUGUUCCCCUGUUAGGUUGGAGAGAAAUGAACUCUGAAAUGGUGAUAAUUUUUUUCCUUUUUUUUUGUACUCUUUAAUAUCAAACCUUAUCUGCUGUACUGGAAACUGCAACGCCUUCUGUCUAAUGAUACAUGACUUUCACAAAGCACACAUAAAUGUUUCCUUACAAAAUA
Molecule: messenger RNA, 4367 nt
Organism: Girardinichthys multiradiatus
Lineage: Eukaryota; Metazoa; Chordata; Actinopteri; Cyprinodontiformes; Goodeidae
Product: alpha-actinin-4
Exons: 23
Coding region: 276-3038 (920 amino acids)
Biological process (GO): actin cytoskeleton organization; muscle cell development
Cellular component (GO): cortical actin cytoskeleton; Z disc; cell projection
Molecular function (GO): actin filament binding; calcium ion binding
Source: RefSeq, a predicted model, not a curated record